Molecule: messenger RNA, 1383 nt
Organism: Eleginops maclovinus (Patagonian blennie)
Lineage: Eukaryota; Metazoa; Chordata; Actinopteri; Perciformes; Eleginopidae
Gene: znhit1
Product: zinc finger, HIT-type containing 1
Exons: 6
Coding region: 232-702 (156 amino acids)
Biological process (GO): chromatin remodeling
Cellular component (GO): Swr1 complex
Molecular function (GO): nucleosome binding
Source: RefSeq, a predicted model, not a curated record
CCACGCUCCAUUCAAACGGCGCAGUGGUCCCUCGUUGCUUCCCGUAGCAAAGAAACCGCGUUCAAUCAACUGUUCUGAAUAUUCAGACUUUAUCAGAAAACAGAAUCAUAUUCUAUUAAGUUUUUAAAACCUAUUUCACUGAAUUAUGGUCGUUUAAAAUCACUGUGGAGAUUGUCCUGAAGCGAAACGCGUUUCGUGUGAUUUGAUGGUUUCGGCUGCCGUAGUAACAACAUGGUGCUGGAGAAGAAAACAUCCGCUCGGGUGGAGGCCGGGCAGCGGAGGGUUCUAGAUGAAGCAACGAGACAGCGGAGGCUGAGCCGGCAGCUCGAGGCUCUGGAGAAAGAUAACUUCCAGGACGACCCGCUGUCCUCGCUGCCCCCCCCAGGACCCACGGCCCGGCUGCCGGCCUUCAGCGAGACGGAGGAACCAGAGAAGAAGAGGAGGAAGACGAGGGGUGACCACUUCAAGCAGCGCUUCAGGAAGAACUUCACCACGCUGCUGGAGGAGGAGAACCUGUCGGACAGGGCGGAGCCUAACUACCUGUCUGCGGAGGCCCCCCCUUCCUCGCUGCCCCCCCGGCACUUCUGCUGUGUGUGCGGCUUCCCCUCUCACUACACCUGCACCACCUGCGGGGGACGCUACUGCAGCAGCAAGUGUCUGUGCACACACAGGGAGACCAGGUGUCUGAAGUGGACGCUCUGAUUGGUCGCUCUGAUUGGACGCUCUGAUUGGACACUCUGAUUGGUCGCUCUGAUUGGACACUCUGAUUGGACGCUCUGAUUGGACGCUCUGAUUGGACACUCUGAUUGGACACUCUGAUUCCUCGCUCUGAUUGGUCGCUCUGAUUGGUCGCUCUGAUUGGGCACUCUGAUUCCUCGCUCUGAUUGGUCGCUCUGAUUGGGCACUCUGAUUGGUCGCUCUGAUUGGGCACUCUGAUUGGCCGCUCCCUCUGAUUGGGCACUCUGAUUGGCCGCUCUGAUUGGGCACUCUGAUUGGCCGCUCUGAUUGGGCACUCUGAUUGGCCGCUCUGAUUGGGCACUCUGAUUGGCCGCUCUGAUUGGCUGCUCUGAUUGGAUUUUAUUUAAUUGUUGUGUCUUUAAUAACAGACUUACCUUCUCGCUGUAGUCAGCUGUGCAGUUCCAUAUGGAUUUAGAGCUGUUAGCUUAGCAUUAGGACUGUCCACAGCUAGCUUAGCAUAGCGAGUAGAAACGGAGACUGCUAGCUUAGCUUCUGUUCUGUUUCUUCAAUAAUAAAUGGAUACUGAGAGGCUGGGAGGAGGGUGCUCAUGAGCGUCUUUAACGAGUGUUUGCUGUGUUCUAAUUAUUUUGUCCAACCCCCCCUUAUUAUUGUGUAAAUAAAAAAGCCUGUGUUUUAAAACGGUGA